Camelina sativa (false flax) is the source of this 475-nucleotide messenger RNA. Its product is annotated as auxin-responsive protein SAUR28. NCBI's taxonomy places the organism in Eukaryota, Viridiplantae, Streptophyta, Magnoliopsida, Brassicales, Brassicaceae. The record is from RefSeq and is a predicted model, not a curated record. Gene Ontology annotation, biological process: response to auxin.
AUCGAUCUCUUUAGUCCUUUCUUUGAUCCCAAACAUAUUCAAAAGCUUCAAGAGUUAAACCUCGAGAAAAAAAAAUGGCUUUAGUGAGAAGUAUCUUCAGUGCAAAGAAGAUUCCUGGCGGCUCCUUAGCAAGAACGAGCAAAGCACCAAAAGGGUUUCUUGCGGUAUACGUCGGUGAGAACCAAGAGAAGAAGCAGAGAUACUUUGUACCAGUCUCAUACUUGAACCAGCCUUCAUUUCAGUCUCUUCUAAGUAAAGGCGAAGAAGAGUUUGGAUUUGAUCAUCCUAUGGGCGGCUUGACGAUUUGUUGUCCUGCAUAUACUUUUAUCAGUAUAACUUCUCAGAUCUAAUCCAAGGAUGAACAAUGAUGACCCUAGAUAAGAGGAACAACAUUUUUUUGUAAAUAUAUUGACAAUUUUUUUAUCUUUCUAACCCAAAAGAUUUGAUCCAAAGAUAGAAAUUUCGAUGUGAAAGA